AUGAACUUCAUCGCGUCUUUUUUCUCCGCUGUGGCCUUGGCUAGUCUGGCUGCUGCUGUCCCCCAGACAGACCCAGCUCCCCAGGUGACCAUUUACGAUAGUGUGAACUACGAAGGCGAGAGCCUCAGCUUCUCGCCGGACGACUCCCGCCAGACUCUCUUCCCCUGGAUCGAGUCUGUUCUGAUCCCUGAGGGGGAGGACAUCUACUGCCAGCUCUUCAACAACACCGAGUUCACUUGUGGAGGAGGCCAGGUCAUUAUCUCCUCGCUUCCCGAUGUGGACGAUGAGGACGAGGUCUACCCUGGUAUUGUCUGCGGAAUACUGUCGUAA
Aspergillus mulundensis is the source of this 330-nucleotide messenger RNA. RefSeq lists its product as uncharacterized. The transcript is spliced from 4 exons. The record is from RefSeq and is a predicted model, not a curated record. Bases 1 to 330 code for a protein of 109 amino acids. NCBI's taxonomy places the organism in Eukaryota, Fungi, Ascomycota, Eurotiomycetes, Eurotiales, Aspergillaceae.